AAUCCAUUAUUCGGGGGCUUGGCACCGUGGGGCUUGGCAUGUUUGUUUUUGUCGGGAGACUUGUGCGGUUCGUCAAGUUGUGUGUGUACGAGGUGCCGCCAGGUGUUCUGUGGUGCCGCGCGAUAAGUAUUCCGUGCGCUGCGGGAACACAUUCGGCGAUUUGUAUGAUGCCUUGGUGAGAUGGGGGACAGUCACUGCCCGGACAUUAGCAGCCUGCCCGCUCCCCUGGGCCGCCCUUGCAGUCCGACUGAGGAGGCCGCCUCCGAGCCGUCCUCAUACGGCGAGCUCAACCACGUGGGCUGGCUGGCUGAGCAUAUAGGCCGCCUGUGUCUGGAGCCCGAGUACAGCGACGUCACCCUGGUGGUCGAGGAUGUCCGACUGCCUGCACAUCGACUCGUGCUCGCCUCCUGCAGCAGCUACUUUCGGGCACUGCUGUAUGGUGGCAUGCGAGAAUCGAAGCAGCAAGAGGUGACGCUGCAAGACACUCCCCUCCGAGCGUUCCAGCUGCUGCUACGAUACAUCUACACGGGCCAGCUCAGGCUGGCUGGACUGCAGGAAUGUGUGGUGCUAGAGGUGCUGGAGCUAGCACACCAGUAUGGCUUCCUGGAACUGGAGUCCGGUGUGUCGGCCUAUCUAGAGCGGGUGCUGGGUGUGCGCAACGUGUGCCGCAUCUACGACCGUGCCUGCCUCUACCAACUCUCACCACUGGCACGAGCGUGCCAGCGAUUCGCCGACCGCCAUGCACCCGCCAUCCUACUGAGUGAUUCGUUUCGCCAGCUCUCACCGUCAGUUCUGGAGGAGAUGAUUGGGCGAGACUCCUUCUUUGCACCUGAGGUGGACAUCUUCCGAGCAGUCUGUGCAUGGGCCAGGCACAACCCCACCGUCGAUCCUCGGCAAAUUUUGGACAAGGUUCGUCUACCACUGCUGACAGUGCAAGAACUUCUGAACGUGGUGCGCCCCACAGGGCUGGUGUGUCCCAACACACUUCUGGAUGCCAUUAAGCUCCGCACCGAGACCAGGGAUGCUGAUAGACCUUACCGAGGGUGCCUGUUGCCAGGUGAGAAUGUGGCCACCCAGCUGCACGGGGCGCAGGUGUUGCAGGGGGAGAUGCGGUCGGCCCUUUUGGAUGGGGACACCCAGGUGUAUGACAUGGAGCGUGGCUUCACCCGGCACCCCAUUGACGAAGGGGGGCAGGGCAUCCUGGUGCGCCUGGGGGCACCCUGCAUCCUCAACAACCUGCGGCUGUUGCUCUGGGACAAGGAUAACCGGGCAUACUCCUACUACAUCGAGGUGUCGGUGGAUCAGCAGGACUGGGUGCGUGUGGUGGACCACUCCCACUUCUUGUGCCGCUCCUGGCAAAGGCUGUACUUCAAACCUCGGGUCAUCCAGUACAUACACAUUGUGGGGACACACAACACGGUGAAUCGUGUCUUCCACGCGGUCUCGCUGGAGUGCAGGCACAUAGCCUCGGAAGAGGAUGAGGAGGAGCCCCUUCCUGAGCUCGAGGAGGGCCUGGUGGUGCCCCAUGAGAAUGUGGCCACCGUGGCACGCUCGGCGUACGUGGUGGAAGGGGUGAGCCGCAGCCGCAAUGCGCUCAUCAACGGUGACACCUCAAAGUACGACUGGGACUCGGGCUACACCUGCCACCAGCUAGGCAACGGGGCCAUUGUGGUGCAACUGGCGCAGCCAUACCGUGUCGACUCCAUGCGGCUCCUACUGUGGGACUGUGACUCACGCCAGUACAGCUAUUACGUCGAGGUGUCCGUUGACCAGCAGAACUGGAAUAUGGUGGCCGACAAACGAAAUGAGCUGUGCAGGUCGUGGCAGCUUCUGCGCUUCCCUCGACAGCCUGUCGUGUUCAUACGCAUCGUGGGCACCCACAACACUGCAAACGAGGUUUUCCAUUGCGUCCAUUUUGAGUGCCCAGCUCAGUGCCUAGAGACACCUGGGGCGGCAGUGGCAAGCACAGCUUCGAAACACCCCACUAGCAGCACUAAUGAGCGGCGCAGUUCAUCGUCAUCAAGUCAUGACGGUGACGUCUCCCAGCAGAAAGCACCUCAACACCCAUGAACAGGAGAGAGAGAGACUGCAUCACGGUGUUUUUAGAUACUAUGCAUGCAAACACAACUGAGAAAAAGAAAUGAACACGGAGAAUGUGUAAUAGUAGAAGUUUAAGGCCUAGCAUAGCUAUUGUGCGUAUUUUGAGCAACGUAUAUAGAAUAAUGGCAUAUCAAGUGGACAAUUUUUACUCUGCUUCAAUUUCAGACAUGCGAACAUCUCUUGCAUAUGCGGGCUGUUUUUGUAUAUGUGUGUGAUGUGGCACACUUCCAGCAUCUGGUGUGCAAUUGUAUUCGGAUUUCGGAAUAGUAUUUAUAGCAUUAAAUUCACGUUCAGAAAGCACUUGUUCUGACAAUCUUUUGUUUGUGUGCAUGUACCGUGUGUUCUUGCAAGCCUGAAGGUGGACAAGCUAAUGAGUGCCACUGACCAUGUCUCGUUGCUCUCUAGCCUUCCUCCUCGUGGCGAGCCCUUCAAGCUCUGUGUAGGCAGUUAUUGCUGACACAUCAAAAGGUCUUGUCUUUGCUGCUUUUAUCUAUUGAACAGUUAUUUAUUAUUGCGAAUGCUGAUAUGUCAAUGAAGAUGAAAAUAUAGACUUGCAUCCUUCUCUUUCCGCGAUAUGUUUCACCUCAAAUGUUUAGAAGUUUAUUCAUGACAGCGAGUUGGUGCGUGAUAUUGCUUUAGCACAGCUCAGUUUGAGCGUGAAGAAAUGAUGCUAUACGAUCAAAAGGAGGGGGGGGGGGGGGAAACAGGAUAAUGAGAACUGAGCUGCACUAAAGCAAUAUCAUAUUAUCAUCCAUGACAAAGCUGACUAUGUGACAUUCUUGGUGCAUAGAGUCAACUGAGGCACAACUUUGCAAUAACAAAGCUGGGAUGUGGUUGCUGUAGGAGCAAUUCCGAUCGGCUUACAUUGGCUUAACUCUAAAUGCUAAAUACUGUGACACUCAUGGGACACCUAAAGAAACAAGUCAACACAACUGCUGCCUCAUGAGCUACAGAUUGAAAAAGUUCUGUUGUGACAUCUGUUUAGUACCACCCUGCCCUACAGUGUAUUCAAUGGUAUUCAACACUGUAUCCAAGUGUUCAACACUAUUAGUGCGAUCAAUACUCGCACUUUGGCUGGUACAGUCUACCACGAAAGCUUAGAGACCACGCGAGCAUGUGCCAAAGAGCCUGUCUGUGCCACCUACUGUCGACUGCAGCGCUGGGCCGGAAACGGUACUUCUUUUAGUGAAUAACGCAGCAUGUUUCGGCUGGUGGGAAUUUAUAUCAUUUUGUGAGAAAGAUUGUAACUAAAGUUUUUCUGACAGACUGCUCUCAAGACAGAAGCAAAUAGCCACAGCUGCCAAAAAGUGUGUCGUGUUAAAAAUGAAAGUUGGAAAAUAUUUGCACCUAGAGGGAAAAUUGGCAGGGUGUCGACUAAGGGUGGGAUGCAUCUUGGAAAUUGCGCUGCUGUCAGAUCACCGCUGAUGUAGCAAAAAUGUCGCGACAAGGCUCUUGGCAAUGUGCUCACGUGGUCCGUAAAUUUUUAUGGUUGACUGACUGUAGAAGCUUUGUUGAGUGGUGUGUGGACUUUCACAGUUCAUCACAACUGGGUUGCCAAGUAUGAAACGUACAACAGCGACGUGCUCAUCGUCUUUGUACUUGCUUGCCAUGUAUCACUCUCCACAGUUAUGUUGCUCAACAACUAAAAGCUAAAUAUGCAUUCAUAACCAAUAACAAACAGUUUAUUGAAAUGUUUAAACAACAUCAGCAGACCUAUACGAGUUUUUAAGUGAAUAUUAUUUAGCUUUAGGUGACACAGAAACGAAAAUAAAGAUUCACAGCGCCACUCAAUUUUCGUGAGAAUUGCCUGAAGUACUCAGUGGCCAUUGAAAACUGCGAUGUAGCAGCGCGACAGCUUCAUUAAGUUGAAAGAGUGGUGGCGUUUCGAUGGCCAUCAAUGGGAUGGCCUUUCAAAAGGGCUCAUGUGACUGGUAUUAGUGUGGGAACCACUUGCAGCCACGAUGGUAGAUGUGAAAUGCCCUUUUUUGACUACAGAUGGUAUUUGGUACGUAAAAUAUGAUAUCUUAUUUAACAGCCCUGUGGCUUAAAAAUAUGCAUACUUUCAAGGCUCAGAAACAUUAUUUUCGAGAAAAUGAAAAAUAAUCUUUAUGUUACGUGUUUGUUCAGGCUAUUUAGUAAUUCGUUGGUGCUUUGCUUUGAUUCUAGUGUGGAAUCUCUCUUUUACCAUAUUAUAAACUUGUUUGCGACUUCAAGUUAUUGUAAAAUCCCAAGGAAGCACCCAUUCCUGUGGUGAAACAUAAUCGGAAAAUACUUUGAAGGGGGAGCAUUACUCGACCAUGGACUAAAAUGCAAGAUGGCGGUAGAAAAACCUCUGUGAAAAGUGUGCACCUGUCCUUCUAAUGAAAUGCUCUAUUGAAUAUGCAUGCAUAUUUGCAUGACUGUUUUUGCUUAACUGGAGGGAAUCCUCGCGUGAAACUUUUGUGACGAGGGGAAAAGAUGGCCUUCGUAUGUUCCGACGGUUUCCAACAGCUGAGAAUGCAACCGCGAGGCACAUGGCUAUAAAGCUACGUAGAAAUCAUGCACAUAGCUACAGACUCUGGGGUUCCUAGGAUUCUGUGACGGAGAACAAGCUUACAAAAAGAAACAAAAAAGGUGGGAGGGGAGGGGGGUGCUUGCUCAGUGAUUGGUGCAUAUUUCAAAUCUUUAGAAAAAAGCAAGGGAGCGCUAGCUUUAUGGUAAUUCCAUGAAAGGCUCAAGAGAAACAACAUCGUCUCGUUCUAAUCGGCCCAGAAUUAUGUGACAUGAUAGGCACGUAAACAGUUAGUUCCAAGUCAUUUGCAGACUGCUUUUCUAAGACCGUUUUUCCAGUGCUUGUUUUAGACUGCUCUGCUGGCUCAUAUUCGCAUUAAUGGGCGUUUAUUUUGGUAGUAAACUUGUUUUAAUGGUGGUUCACGUAGAAGUAUAGGAGAUGUUAUUGCAUAGUCCAUCGACAUGCCUUCCUCUAUUUACAAGGGAAUCAUGUCAGUGUAUUGCUAGGUAUUUUUACGAAGUGCUUGGGAACUUUAGCAAAGGGUUUAGAAGGCGAUGAGGGGAAAUAGUUGCAUGUUCUGCUUUGCACUAACCUCUCACUGGAGUGAACAACAGUAAAUGUGUUUUUGUGUUGUAGACCUAAUUGUGAGUUGCAGACCACACUGAGGAUGUAACAAUGACACUCAAUUCGCAUUUCAUGAUUGUACAUGAAUGGUCUUUGUGAAAGAAUACAUCUGUAUACAAGCAACAAGUCUCUGCAAACACGGGCAGUGUAAACUACACCAUAAGAAUUAAAUGUGUAAAUGAAGUGUCAUGACCACUCAACAGUUGGGGCAUGUGCGGCAGGAUUGCCAAGGUGGAUUGUGGAUCGCGAUUACUUUGUUGUGCGUUGGUGAACAUUGUUGGAGGCAAUGCUUGUCUAAGUGAAAGGUGUACAUGUGGAAAUAAAUUAUUUGAGUAUUUUUUAA
Messenger RNA from Rhipicephalus microplus (southern cattle tick), 5558 nucleotides. Its product is annotated as BTB/POZ domain-containing protein 9. Gene Ontology annotation, cellular component: cytoplasm. Gene Ontology annotation, biological process: modulation of chemical synaptic transmission; adult locomotory behavior; circadian behavior. The record is from RefSeq and is a predicted model, not a curated record. NCBI's taxonomy places the organism in Eukaryota, Metazoa, Arthropoda, Arachnida, Ixodida, Ixodidae. Gene Ontology annotation, molecular function: protein binding.